Helianthus annuus (common sunflower) is the source of this 1661-nucleotide messenger RNA. RefSeq names its product glutathione S-transferase T3-like. The record is from RefSeq and is a predicted model, not a curated record. The transcript is spliced from 2 exons. NCBI's taxonomy places the organism in Eukaryota, Viridiplantae, Streptophyta, Magnoliopsida, Asterales, Asteraceae. Bases 335 to 1633 code for a protein of 432 amino acids.
AUACGGUAUGGGGGUCGGCCCCGGCCCGUCGCGGGUCGGCGACGGUCCACACACCGUGCCGCCCCCUACCGUCUCCGUCUUCUCCGUCCGAAAAGGGACGUUGGCGACGACGCAAAGAUGUGGGCCCCCCUAUUAAAAUAUGACCGUUAAUAAUAAAAAAAAAAUUAAAUUUCUAUUUUUUGAAUAAAGCCAAACGGCUAGAUUUUUAAAAUAUAUAAAUUAAACCCCCAUUUUCACUAUCAAACACCAAAUUAACUUCCACAAUUCACCAUUUUCUCCUAUAAUUUUUACACUCUCUUCCACUACACUCUCAACCUUCUUCCACAUAAUUUUCAUGGAUCCGUUCAACAACCCCGAUACUCCCAACACGCCUUCGAACAACCCGAAUACUCCCACCAAUCCGACCCAACCAAAUGUUUUUUCGGUUCCGGGGUAUUAUCCAACGCUAGAACCGAACCAAUUCUCCCAAUUUUCAUCGAACGCUUUUGCGUCAUUCCAACAAUCGCCCAACCAAUUCACUCAAAUCUCCCAAAAUCAAGCUCUUCAACAAAUGAUGAUGCGGGGUGCUUGGAACUUUCCACCCGUUCAACCUCAACCGAUCCCCACACCCCCCGUUCAACCCCAACCGAUCCCCACACCCCCCGUUCAAUCCGAACCCGAAGAUGAUGUGGAGAUUGUGCCCGAAACCCAACCGCCAAAAGGGAAAGGAAAACGAAACAAAGGGAAACAAGUAGCGGGUGAUCAAGCGUCGAAACCGAAGGCGAUUAAAUGGACCCCAAUCGAAGAAGAAGCAUUAGCCAAGGCUUUCCUUGGCACUUCCGACAACCCGGUAAAAGGUAACAAUCAACCGGGUGACGGGUUUUGGUCCAAAGUAUUGACCAAGUUUCUCGCCAUGAUGGACCAAGGCCCGUAUAGAGAUAUCGACUCGGUUUCCUCGAAGUGGCGAAAAUUGAACUCGGCCAUUAAUCGGUUUUGCGAGGAGUAUAACAAAUUAUAUACAAGUGACCGUCGUAGCGGGUGGAACGACGAGGAUGUGUUCAAAAUGGCAUUGCAAAAGUAUAAGCAAAAUCAUGGUUCCAACUUUCCUCACGUUCGCGCGUGGAUGGUUGUAAAAGACGACCCAAAAUGGUCGCCCAUUCCUAACGAGGUGGCGAUGGCGAAACGCCAAAAAACAUCGGAAACGGGUAGUUUAAGCGCCGGUGGGUCGGACGCGAGGUGUCACAUUAACUUAAAUGAUGACGCCGACUAUGACGAAGACGAGUAUAACGUACGUGAACCCGACCGUCCACCGGGCCGAGACAAAACAAAAAAGGAGCGGGCCAAGGGAAAAGGAAAGGAAACGGUGGACCCGAACAUGGUUGAGUUUAUGGAACACCUAAAAGUGUACAACGACAUAUCGGCCCAAAAGUCGAAGACGAAGGAGCGGGCCGUCGAAGAAAAAAGCCGUGCAUCGGACGAGAAGUUAAAAGAAAAGGUCCGAUUGUCGAAUGAGAAAAUCCGAAUCUCCGAUGAAAAAAUUCGGCUUAAGGAAUGGGAAAUAAUGAUGAUUAAUGUCGAGAACGAACCCGAGCCGAGACGUUCGAUGUUGAAAAAACUACAAGACGACAUCAUGAAAAAGCAUCAAAUUAUUUAACUUUAUGUUUAUUUUUAUUAAGUCUUUU